This is a messenger RNA of Anopheles bellator, 1110 nucleotides long. RefSeq names its product SAP30-binding protein. The record is from RefSeq and is a predicted model, not a curated record. Gene Ontology annotation, cellular component: nucleus. Gene Ontology annotation, biological process: regulation of DNA-templated transcription. The transcript is spliced from 2 exons. Lineage: Eukaryota; Metazoa; Arthropoda; Insecta; Diptera; Culicidae. Bases 63 to 1040 code for a protein of 325 amino acids.
ACAACAAACAAACGCUGAGCAGAAUUUAGUGUAAUUUUAGUCAUUUCCACUUAAAAUACAGUAUGAGCUCAAGAAAUUCCGCCUUGGCCUCAUUGACGGCAACUUAUACCGACUCCGAAAAUGAGGAGGACCGACGAACGGAUGAAGAAUCGGAAUCCGAAGGGGCCAGCACAGUGUCUCAGGUUCGAUCGCGGCAACAAACACCGCUACGUGAAACUUCCGAAAGCUCCGGUACUCCGUCGGCGCAAACCAACAACACUAAAUCUGUGGAAGGAACCGGCAGGAGCGAUACCGAAACAUCAAAGCCGAAGCGCAGGAAAGCGUUGCGAUUAGUUAGCUACAUCGACGACACGAUCGUUUCGGAUGAUGAAAAUAAUUCACCAACCCGCCACGAAGCCGAGGUGGUCGACCAAUCGGAAGAGGAACCAGCAGCGGAGGAAACACCCACCCCGCAGAAGCCGGACCGGUCGAAACAAUACGGAUUUAGCUUACCACCGGAACCGAAAGGAAAGUGUCCGCCGGAACUACAGGACAAGAUUGCGGCACUGUACGAACGCAUGAAAAACUCCACCAUGGACACGAACCGUAUCAUUCAGGAGCGAAAAGAGUUUCGGAAUCCGAGUAUCUACGAGAAGCUGAUCCACUUUUGUGACAUCAACGAACUCGGCACCAACUAUCCGCCGGAGUUUUUCGAUCCCUUCAAGUGGGGCAAAGAGUCGUACUACGAGGAGUUGGCCAAGGCGCAGAUGAUCGAAAUGGAAAAGGUGGAGAAGGCCCGCAAAGAAGCCACCAAAACGGAAAUUCAAACCGGCGUAAAGCGGAUGGAACCGGAAGAGUCGAAAAAGAGGAAAUCCAAAUGGGAUCAACCGGGUGUGCUGGGGGCAGCGCCCGGCAUGCUGGGAGCGGCCGUGCCGGUGACGGUGGUGAACGUUCUGAAACCGGCCGGCAUUAUUCAGCCAACCCUCACGACGACAGCCACCGGAACGAAGGGGACAGUGAUAUCUGCGUUCGGGUCGUUACCAAAGAAACCGAAAGUUUAAAGUGGCCACCGCGAAGCUUGAUUAGAGUAAAACCAAUUGUCUAGUUUGACCGAGAAAUACACAAGAAGAU